AUGAAACUUAAAUAUGAGUUAAUCCUGCGAGCACCUCAUCCUGUUCUAAGUUUUCCUAAAAGACAUCACUCAAAUAAGUUUCUCCGAAUUCUUAUCGAAAAAUAUGGUGAUGCGACAGAUCAAAAUAUGAUCCCUGUAGAAAUGGGACAGUCCAAUGAAAUUAUUGAUGAAAAUGCGACCAAUGAAACAGAUAGUGAAAAACUACUUUCACCAAAAGUUUUCGCAGAGCUACAACCACUUCGUGAAGGUAAUGCGACAGAUCAAAAAAUGAUUCCUGUAGAAAUGCGACAGUCCAAUGCAAUUAUUGAUGAAAUUGCGACCAAUGUAACAAAUAGUAAAAAACCAGUUUCACCAAAAGUUUUCACAGAGAUACAACUACUUUGUGAAGGUAAUGCGAUAGAUCGAAAAAUGAUCCCUGUAAAAAUGCGACAGUCCAAUGAAAUUAUUGAUGAAAAUGCGACCAAUGAAACAGAUUGUGAAAAACCGGUUUUACCAAAAGUUUUCACAGAGUUACAACCACUUCGUGAAGAGUACAUGGAAGAUAGCCCUGUUGAUGAUUCCGAUGUGGAUCAAGACUAUGAACCAUCAGAUGAAGAGCAAAAGAAUACCAAAAAGUUGACAUUUCUAGCCCAAAAACGAAAAAUUUCAAAUAAGUGGUUUGAAAGUAGAAAAAGUGCUAUGGUGGCUGAACAUCUCAGAAUUGUGAAGGCUGCAGCUGCUAUUGUACGAGAAAGAAUAAGAUGGUUAAUGUAUGAUGUUAAAAAAUAUCCUUCUACGGAAAGUAUUAUGGACGAAGUGGUAUUACCAGAGACUUUGUCAAAAUUUGUUAAUUCUUUACUCCCUAAAAACACAUUUGAUUACAAGUCGAUUCCUCUACAAGAUUGUUAA
Molecule: messenger RNA, 888 nt
Organism: Psylliodes chrysocephalus
Lineage: Eukaryota; Metazoa; Arthropoda; Insecta; Coleoptera; Chrysomelidae
Source: the annotation of a GenBank genome assembly